AUGUGUAACCUCAGACACUAGGUGUUGACCAGUGGUUUUCUUCUUGAUAUGCAACUUAGUUUAUCGUUGGUGCAAAGGGAUAUUAUUCAGCAACAAAGUGGUCCUAAACCAGUGACGGUAAUUCAUUUCAAGCUCUAGAUUAAUUCAGGAAAGAGCAGUUUCAGAGGCUGUUUUCACAUUUCUGAUCUAUUAUAAUAAGCCACCUAAAUAUUGCAUGCCAUCAAGUUUCAGUAGAUGGCUAACAACCAUUCAACUAACACAGCAGGUAGCUAUUUACCAAAGGAAAGCAAUUACAGGAGAAAAUGCACUUGAGUGCUCAGUUUGUCAAGUUAUUGAUGUGAAAUUAAUUUCGGUUUUGUACAAAAUAGCACACUUACCCUUGAGUACUAUACCGUUAACAUUCACACGUUUUACUGCAUGUGAGAUGACCAGCAGGGGGCACAAUGGUUUUACGUAAGCAGAGAAACUCGUGUUUCUACAGUUCUUAGCUCAGAGAUGGAGUUGCGUCGUUUCCAUUGGCGUUUCAUUCAAAUGACAAGCAACAGGGAGAAGAACGUACAAACUGCGGGAUGCACAGGAACGCAGCUAGAUAGCUGCGUGUGGAGCAUGGAGCUCAAAGGUGUGCACAGAGACGGCUCCCGUAGGCAGUGCGCAGGGGCUCCUCUCUGAGCGAUGGCCAGGCCGAACCCUUCCCCCAACUCGUACGGCUUCGACCUGGGGCCCCGGUUCCAGGAGCUGCGUCCGCUGGGCACAGGCGCAUCGGGCCUGGUGCUGGCGGCCGUGGACCGACGCAGCGGGCGGAGGGUGGCCGUGAAGAAGCUGGCACUGCGAGACGCGCUCAGCGCCAAGCACGCGUUGCGGGAGGUCAAGAUCACGCGGCGGCUUCGGCACGACAACGUGGUGCGCGUGUACGAAGCGCUGGGCCCGUGCGGCAGGCCCCUGCCCCGGGACCUCACCCGAGUCACCGUCAUCUACAUCGUGCAGGAGCUGAUGGAGACGGACCUGGGCCACAUGCUGGAAGGCGGAGCGCUGCCAGCCGAGCACGCGGCCCUGCUCUUCUACCAGCUCCUGCGCGGCCUCAAGUUCAUCCACUCGGCCAACGUGCUGCACCGCGACCUGAAGCCGGCGAACAUCUUCGUCAACCCCGAGCAGCUGCUGCUGAAGAUUGGCGACUUCGGCCUGGCGCGCAUCGUGGACCCGCAUUACUCGCACAAGGGCUACCUCUCGGAGGGCAUGGUGACCAAAUGGUAUCGUUCGCCUCGCCUGCUGCUCUCGCCGAACAACUACACGAAGGCCAUCGACAUGUGGGCGGCCGGCUGCAUCCUGGCGGAGAUGCUGAGCGGGCGCAUGCUCUUCGCAGGUGCCCAUGAGCUGGAGCAGAUGCAGCUAAUCCUGGACACGGUGCCCGUCCUGAGGGAGGAGGACCGGCAGGAGCUGCUCAAGGUCAUGCCGUCUUACGUCAGCCACGGACGGGAGGUCAGGAGGCCACUGCGGGAGCUGCUCCCUGAGGCGGAGGAGGAGGCCAUAGAGUUCCUGGAGCGAAUCCUGACCUUUAACCCCAUGGACCGGCUGACGGCAGAGGCGGCCCUGUGCCACUCGUUCCUCAGGCGCUACUCGUACCCGCAGGACGAGCCUGUGGCAGCGCAGCCCUUUCACAUCGAGGACGAGUUGGAAGACAGCCUGGUGAGCGAGUCCGGCCAUGCCCCCGGCCACCAAUGGCACAGCCUCUCCUCGGAGCCGUGCUGGCAGUGGCAGGAACACUGCGGCUGCCUGGGCAGCGAGUCCGAGCCGGGCGAGGCUGAGGAGGAAGAGGAGGAGGAGGAGGUGCAGCGGGACCCGCGCGCCAGUUCGGCCUCCCUCACCGAGGAGGCCCAGGUGGACCCCCGCAAGCACUCGCACAGCAGCUCGGCCGAGCGCUUCCUGGAGCAGUCGCAGCCGUCCACGGAGAGACCCGGCGGCCCCGGCGGCCAGCUGGACUGCGGCCGCUCCUGUGACUACAAGGUGGGCUCGCCCUCCUACCUGGACAGGAUCGCAUGGAGGGAAGGGAAGCCACAGCACUACGCCGAGCCCAAGCUGAUCCUGGACUUGUCGCGCUGGAAGCGCAGCGCCCUGCCAGGCCCGGAAGGCAGGGGCGGCGGGGAGCCUGCCGACCUGUUCCAGGAGAUCUCGCGCUGGGUGGAGAACACGCAGUCGGGCCUCCGCUCUCCUGGGUCCCCACAGGCGCCAGUCCCCUUCUCCUGCUCCCCCCCUCUGCCCCUGUCUCCCUGCCUGGCGCCCCAGCCUCUCCCCCAGGCACACUCCCCUUCGCUGCCCCGCACCCCCGACCACCUGCGUCAGCGUGGCAGCAGGAGUCCCAUCCCUUGCUUCUCAUCCCCUCCGUCCCUGUUGCCUUCCUCUCCGUCUUCUCCUACUCCGAGUCCGUCCACCCCUCUCCAAAGCGACCACGAGCGCUCGCCCCUGCCCCGCACCGGAGAAGAGCAUUCACACUUCGACCUGGACGUGUUCAUCUCACGAGCGCUGAGACUGUGUAGUCAAGGCGAGGACGCAGACGCUUCCAAACAGGUCGGCGCUACCCGUGCUUCCGGCUUCGCAGAUCACAAACCCUCCAGGACUCGGAGCUCCACAGCGGAGAUGGUCAAAGCUCAAGGCUGCCUAAAUGAACACUAAAGGAGGGGGACGGGGUAGAAUAGGGGCUCAGAAUAAGGGCCUUCAUUUAGCAGGCUUAAAAAAAAGCUUCUUUGGUUAUUAUUGCUGCUCUUGCAAGGUUGCAGACAUUCAUAACUGUGUGACUUACUCGAGAGAAAGGACAGGGUUUA
Messenger RNA from Electrophorus electricus (electric eel), 2816 nucleotides. RefSeq names its product mitogen-activated protein kinase 4 (gene mapk4). Gene Ontology annotation, biological process: protein phosphorylation. Gene Ontology annotation, molecular function: ATP binding; MAP kinase activity. The record is from RefSeq and is a predicted model, not a curated record. Lineage: Eukaryota; Metazoa; Chordata; Actinopteri; Gymnotiformes; Gymnotidae.